This is a messenger RNA of Ceratosolen solmsi marchali, 1837 nucleotides long. Its product is annotated as alpha-glucosidase-like. The transcript has 8 exons. Gene Ontology annotation, biological process: carbohydrate metabolic process. The record is from RefSeq and is a predicted model, not a curated record. Lineage: Eukaryota; Metazoa; Arthropoda; Insecta; Hymenoptera; Agaonidae. The coding region runs from base 18 to 1697 and encodes 559 amino acids.
UUUUUGUCUGAAUAAAAAUGAAGGCGCUUAUUACUCUCAGCACGUUUAUACUUCUAUUUUUUGAAGUUUCUGGUGAAUUAGAAUGGUGGAGAACUAUGUCUCUAUACCAACUUUGUCCAAGAAGCUUCAAAGACAGUGAUGGAAAUGGAAUAGGAGAUUUUAAAGGAAUUCAAAGUAAACUUCAUUAUUUGGUUGAAUCCGGAUUUGAUGGAUUCUGGCUAACUCCAUUUUAUCCAAGUCCUUUUCAAGAUUUUGGCUAUGACAUUUCAAACUUUCAAGAAAUUGAUCCUCUUUAUGGAACAAUGAAAGAUUUUGAAGAUUUACUAGAAAUGGCACAUAAUAUGUCUCUCAAGGUCAUUAUUGAUUUCGUACCUAAUCAUAGUUCGGAUCAACAUGAAUGGUUUCAAAAAAGUGUGAAAAAAAUUGAUCCUUAUACUGAUUAUUACAUCUGGAACGAAGGCAAAUUCGUAAAUGGUAUACGAGUACCACCUAAUAAUUGGGUUAGUGUCUUUGGCGGUUCUUCAUGGACCUGGAAUGAAGAAAGACAGGCCUAUUUUUAUCAUCAAUUCGCUAAAGGCCAACCUGAUUUUGAUUUUCGAAAUGAAAAAGUUAGAAAUGAGAUGAAGGAUAUUUUAAUCUUUUGGAUCAAAAAAGGUGUGGAUGGCUUUCGUAUGGACGCCUUACCAUUCAUAUUUGAAGAUAAAUAUUUGCGUAAUGAAAAAUUGACUGGUAGAACACAUAACCCAAAUGACUUUGACUAUACAUAUCACGACUAUACGAUGCACUUGAUCGAAAACUAUGAGAUGGUGCAUGAAUGGCGAAAUGUCAUUGAUCAAUAUAACCAAUCAAACGUGAUGAUGAUAGAGGCAUACGCUAAUAUAAGCUUAACAAUGCUAUACUAUACUUAUGGAGCGCAUUUUCCUUUCAACUUCGGUUUCAUUACCUCAAUCAAUCAAUAUUCCAAUGCUAAUAGAAUUAAACAUGUAAUUGAUGAGUGGAUGAAGUACCUACCAUUAGGAGCCACAUCGAGUUGGGUAGCAGGAAAUCAUGACCAACAUCGACUAAGAACACGCUUUGGACCAGAUAUCGCCCCAAUAAUAACGAUGAUGGUUCAACUUUUACCGGGUGUUGCAGUAACUUACCUCGGCGAUGAAAUUUGCAUGGAGGACACCUACCUUACCUGGGAGGAAACACAAGAUCCUCAAGGUUGUAAUGCCGGUAAGACUGAUUAUCAGAAAAGAAGCCGAGAUCCAGUUAGAACUCCUUUCCAAUGGGAUGCAAGCACCUCAGCCGGAUUUUCAACUAAUCCAAGAACUUGGUUACGUGUUAAUGACAAUUAUAAAACAGUAAAUCUUGCUGCUCAAAAAGCAGCAGAUAAAUCGUGUUAUAAAUCAUUCUUAAAAGUAACAAAAUUAAGAAGAUUACCAUCUAUUUCAAAGGGCGAAUUAAAAACAAAAUUAUUUAAUAACGAUGUAUUUGCUUUUUCCAGAGAACUAAAAAAUGAGAUAUCGAUUUACGUGGUGAUAAAUAUGGGGAAUGAACCAGUCACUUUAAAUUUAGAAGUUUUUGAAAAUAUUACAUCUAAAUUAAAAUUAUAUCAUUUGACAACGAAUAUUGAACUACCAACAGGGUCUAUUGUAAACACAAAUUCUGUCAAAGUUCCGGCAAGAAAUGCUGCAAUUCUCUUUAGUAAUUGAAAAUAUUUCGACAGAUUCUAAAACUCAGCGUAACCGCAAUUCUGGCUUCCUGUAUAUAAUAUCUGCCUACAGAAACAUAUUUGAUUAUUACCACAUGGAAAUUACUAUUAAAGUGUUUGUGAAUAAUUAAAUAAGUCAAA